Molecule: messenger RNA, 3720 nt
Organism: Acaulospora morrowiae
Lineage: Eukaryota; Fungi; Glomeromycota; Glomeromycetes; Diversisporales; Acaulosporaceae
Source: the annotation of a GenBank genome assembly
AUGCCUCCAAUGGAUGAUGAAAAAAAUGAAUUGGCUCAAAUCACACACCACGAACUUCCUCAAGCUUCAAUAUUAGACAAAUUGCGAUACCUCACAAGCAAACUUCGAACACUAUUCAGAAAACAGACGCAAAAGCCCUUGAAUAGGAAGAUUGUAAUUAACUCAGACCCAUUAACGUGUCAUUCAGCAAAUAUUCAUUACAAAGAUAAUGCAGUUAGAACCUCUCGCUACACAUUUUUAUCGUUUCUACCAAAACAACUUUACGCACAAUUUUCAAGGAUCGCAAAUUUAUACUUUUUAUUCGUUGCUAUCUUACAAGCUAUACCCGAGUGGUCACCAACGGGACAAUUUACUACAAUAAUUCCCUUGAGUUGCUUCCUAUUUCUAGCUAUGUCUCGUGAGGGUUAUGAUGAUUACAGAAGACAUAGACAGGAUCAAAUUGAGAAUAAUCAAGAGUGCUUGGUGUUACGCGGUGUGUGGACCAAAACGAAAUGGAAAAAUUUGAAAGUUGGAGAUUUUGUGUUGGUCAAGACUAAAGAAUGGAUUCCGGCAGACUUGUUGUUACUUCAUUCUAAAGGGGAGAAUGGGGUUUGUUACAUUGAGACGGCAGCUUUAGAUGGUGAAACAAACUUAAAACAACGACAAGCAUUGGAGGAAACAAACUCACUAUUAAGUUCUCCUGAAGCUCUCGUCACGUUCCAAGGUACGGUUGAAGCGGAAUCCCCGAAUUCGGAUUUGUACAAUUUCGAUGGGUCCAUAACAUUUUCGCAUGGUAAGGCUUUUCCAUUGACUAAAAAUCAAAUGUUGUUAAGAGGAACGAUAUUGCGUAAUACCCCGGAAGUUUACGGGAUGGUGAUAUUUACUGGAGAAGAGACCAAACUUCGUAUGAACGCAACCAAAAACAUUAGGACGAAGGCUCCCAGUAUGCAGAGAAUAUUAAAUCGCGUCAUCAUCAUGAUCUUUAGUUUUGUUAUGCUCUUGUCGAUUUUGUGCACAACAAUGUCGUUAACCUGGGAAAAGCAAGAUGUCGACAGGUGGUACAUAACAGGAUUUAAGAGGAAUCCGGCGGCUAUAUUUUUUGGCUUUGUAAUCAUUUUCAACACCAUGAUUCCAAUUUCUUUGUAUGUCACCAUGGAGAUAAUAAAGCUUGUCCAGGUUUACUUCAUAAACAAUGAUAGAAACAUGUAUCAUAAGGAAACUGACACGCCCGCCGAAGCUAGAACAUCAACGCUCAAUGAAGAAUUGGGUCAAGUGAGUCAUAUAUUUUCAGAUAAGACUGGUACUCUGACAGAAAACAUUAUGUUACUAAGAAAGUUGAGUGUUUGCGGGUUUGCAUUCCUUCAUGAUUCAGAAUCCGUUAGCAUGAUGAGUGGAGAAUUAACAUCGACUUCCACUCCAUACAUGAAUCUUCACCAUGAAAAUCUAAUUCAAAGCAGAAAGUCAUCAUACGAUAUCAACAUUGAACAGAUUGAACAAAAAAGAAGUCGUAAGACCAGCGUCAAUUUCUCGAUGAUCGCACCGGUGACUCUGAGUUGCAGAAAUUCAAUUGAUUCUUCAAGGUCCAAGGUUUUGUCAAAUCUUUCAACGAAAACUACUAUGGACUUGCUGAACAUAAUAAGGCAUCAACCAAAUACACCGUUUGGGCGAAGGGCUCGAUUUUUCCUGCUUUCCAUUGCUCUGUGUCAUACCUGCGUUGCAGAACGUGAUGCGGAGACCGGUGAGAUAAUUUAUCAAUCUUCUUCACCCGACGAGUUUGCCCUUCUGACGGCGGCCAAAGAAUUAGGAUAUGUUUUCACCAAUCGUUCGUUAGGAUCUGUCUCACUUAAAUUCAACAAUAUUCCUGAUUGUUCGGUGACGACAAAUGGUGACAGUGUUCAAAGCGGAACCUAUCAAAUCUUAAAUGUAUUGGAAUUCUCGAGCGAAAGGAAAAUGAUGUCGGUGAUUUAUCAACUUCCGGACGGUAGAAUAUGUUUGUUUUGCAAAGGUGCAGAUAUAGCCAUCUUAGAGCGCCUGAGAAGUCCACGAGAGUCAACCCAUAGGAAAUAUUUGAGUGUAGAUGUUGACGUGAACAAGGAACAUUCCGAAGACCUUUAUGAUGAAAAGUUGAUGCUGAAAAAGACCAAGAAGCACGUUCAAAAUUUUUCGACCGACGGCCUUCGAACCCUACUAUAUGCACAUCGAUAUAUCGACAAAGAAGAGUAUGAUAAGUGGAACGAACUAUUCCUAGAAGCAUCUAAUUCUGUUAUAGGAAGACGUGAAAAACUUGAGAAAGUUGCCAAACUGAUUGAAACAGAUAUGGAAAUCACAGGAGCAACAGGCAUCGAAGAUAGAUUGCAAUGUGGAGUUCCAGAGGCCAUUGGAAAUUUACGUGCGGCUGGAAUCAAAGUUUGGAUGUUGACUGGUGAUAAGCGUGAGACCGCAACGAACAUUGGUUAUUCGUGUUCGCUGAUCAAGACCAAUUCAACAAUAAUUCACGUGGAUCUCAACGUCAACUUGAAUGAAAUGUUAAAGCGAUGGCUGAAAGAUGUUAGUGAAGGCAAGGUGGAACACGUGGCGGUAAUCAUCGAUGGAGAAACUUUAAUGUCAAUUGAGAAGGAAUCCAGUUUACUUGAUACUUUCAUGGAACUCAGUGUUCUGUGCGAAACGGUGAUAUGCUGUCGUGUGAACCCUAGUCAAAAGGCACUGGUGGUACAGAGUGUGCGAAAGAAAUUAAAGGAUGGAGCGGUCACCUUGGCAAUUGGCGACGGGGCAAACGAUAUCGCAAUGAUUCAGGAGGCACAUGUCGGAAUAGGGAUCGCGGGCCGUGAGGGAUUACAGGCAGCAAGAACAAGUGACUACUCAAUAGCACAAUUUAAAUUCUUGGAAAAUCUGCUCUUUGUCCACGGUCGGUGGUCAUAUGUUCGAUUGUCAAAAUUUGUGUUGGGAACGUUUUACAAAUGCAUAUGUUUCUACCUAACCCAAGGAGCAUAUCAGAUUUUCACCGGAUUUUCGGGAUCAAGUUUAUACGAACAAUGGACCCUUGCAUUUUAUAAUACAUUAUUUUCGUCAUUACCAGUAAUGGUUGUUGGAAUGUUUGAGAAAGAUCUGAAUGAAAAAACGUUGUUGGGCAUACCAGAAUUAUAUCAGAGAGGACAAAAAAAUAUGGAAUUCAAUAUGCAAGUAUUCUUGUCGUGGAUGCUGGGAGGGCUAUAUCAUGCCUUAGUAAUAGUUUUAACGCCGGCACUGUUACAGGAACAUUUUAUGGGUAAUCUGCAAGCGGAAUCAUUGCAGUUAUUUGAACUUGGAUUGUACUCAUAUACAUGUGUGGUGCUCGUGGUAACAGUUAAAAUUGCGUAUCUGGAAUGUCACAACUGGACAAUCAUGACGCAUCUGACGUCAAUUCUGACAUUGUUGACGUGGUUUUUGUUUCAGACCGUGUAUUCUUAUGUGUACCCGAUCAACCAACCAGUUUAUUCGGUUAACGGAACAUUUCGAAACAUGGCGACUAAGCCGAAGUUUUGGAUCUUGGUUUUGUUAAUAGUUUCAAUCGCGCUACUACCAAGUUACUUAAUAGUAAUCAUUAGAAAAAUGGUUAUGCCCAGCGAAGUAGAUUUUUAUCAAGAAGUUGAAAAGGAUGAGGAACAGUUGGAGGGAUUGAUAGAAGGUGAAAUUGAUGAAAAAAAUAUUGAUGAAAAAAAUCAUGAUGAGAUGAUCAAUAAAGGAUUUGUGGUGCAUGUGUAG